GCGCUUUUUUCAAAACAAACUUUUUCUGACAUUUUCCAAUCGAUUUCAAGUAUUCACACUUAUUAGAAGUUCCCAGAGUAACAACAACUAGGAAAUGGAUAAUGACCAGUUAAAAAGACUUGCUGGAAGCUUGAGUAAGCUCCAAGAGUCAUCAGACAAAGAUAAGAUAAUAAGUCAGGAUGAAUUCAUGGCCUCAUGCUUAUAUUAUGUAAGCCAGUUUCAGAAAAUUGAUGCUGAACGCUAUGUGAGGUUAAAAGAAAUAUUUGAUUUCAAAACGCCUGUUGUAAUUGCGUGUAAGAACAGCACCUUCUGGCAGUCUUUGGACAAACCAACGGUGACAGAAAAUGGUUUUGAUUUCGUAAGUGUGAGGAAAAGAAACAGCAAUCGUAAAACAUCUUCCAACCCUGAUCAGAGCAGUAUAUGUGGGUCACCCCUGAAGCUGGAUGUUAUAGCUGAUUUGUCUGUAUUUGAGGAAGCAGAUGUGGAGAAUGCAAGCAUUAAAGUCAAAACAGUAGACUUUGGCCUGCUUUUACAACAAGUGAGAAAACUUAUCUCUCAUUAUUCAUUGCUUGCUAGCUCAAAGGACAGUAUAGACUCUGACAAGAAAGGCUUGCCAACUCUGCUAGCUUUGUGUGAUGGUCAGAAUGUUCGCAAUGUGUCUGCCAUGGGACUGACACCACUGGUAGACAAACAGAACAAUUUUCUUGGUGUGAAAAUUUCAGAUACAGUUUGUAAGCCAGCAGCUGCUAAGUCAGUCCACGUUAAACUUCACCCGUCAUUCUCGUCACCUGACAUCACCUGUAAAGCCAAGUAUGACAUUCACACAGUGUCAGAUGAUAAAGCAAAGCCAGACCAGCAGAGUUUCAUUCAACUGGAGCUGGAAUGGAAGAUCCUGUCCAGUCAGACGUUCAUGCUCCUCCAUGAGCCACACCUGCAGGCUAGAACAGUGGCCAAAAUACAGAACUACCUAGGAAACACUGAAAGUCCAAUGUUCUUUCUGUAUCAGGAGGUAGAGAUCUUGCGGUCGGUGAUUGAAGGAUUGGACACGUCAGAGGUCAACUGGCUCGGCACCCAGGAACAGCCAUUAUUGGAAGAUGUUAAAGAACUUGUAGAAAAGCUGAAGCUUGGCAGUGACCUUGUGGAAUGUAAGCUAGGGGAGACAACUUUUGUCAGUCUGGAUGAGACAGAGAUUGUUUCCCUUGAACAGAUAGAGGAGAGAAAGGACCUUGACUUCACCGACCAUCUGUGGAAGAUAUUACAAGCAUGCACAUCUUAUGUUGAAUUGGUGGACACUUUCAAAUAUGUUGUGGCUGAGCUACGCCGAGGAGACUUUCAGCCAUUCAUCAACAGUCACAACACGACCACAGUGGGCCAGAUGGUAAAGGACUCGUACAGGGGCCAGCUGCGCACACCGUUACUCACAGGGCUUAGCCCACUACUAUACCUUGCCGAGAUGGGUGUUCAGAAACUCUCAAGAGAUUACCUACAUGUGUUUCUCUCAAGACAUCUUGCAAACAUGGGAAUGCUCGAUUAUUUCCUUAAAGGCAACCUUGAGCUUGAGGAUAAGCUCAACCGGCUGACAAAGCUUCACCAUUCACUUGAGACUGUUGUUAUGCUGAAGAAAUAUCUCAAUCUUCCUCUUGAGUGUCUUGCAAAAUGUUGUCGAGAGAUGCUGAAAUACUAUGAGAGCCAUGCUGUAGAAAACUCGCACAGAUUUGCUUUCAGUGUUCCAACUACUGCUAUCAGCAAUGUUUUUGAAAAGUUCACACCGACAGAGUGGAGUGUGGAGGGAGUGAAGAUGGUCGGCAGGGAGCGAGAGCGACUGGUUUACCACUUCACAACGGAGCAACCUUGUGACUGGGUGAAGCUAGAGGGACCGACUGCCUCGUCAAAGGAUGGAGCAGAGGAUGAGGAGGAUGCAUUCUACUUUCUCACUAUCCUAACUGACAGUGUCAGCAUCCUUAGCUGAUUUAAUGCACUUCAGAGCUUAUACCUAACCAAAAUAUAAAAAAAAAAUGUACAAAUUAACAUUGUGCUUUUGAACCUGGCCUUUACAUUAAGUUUUUCUUUUUAUCUUGUCUGCUUUCCAAAGAAAAAUGCCAAGAAUUGACAAGGCCUUGGUAUUGUUGUUGGUGUUAGUGUAGCACCAUGUCUUGAAACAAUAAACAAUAGUAGCAUAAGACUUUAAAAUUAUAUUGACAAUAUGCAGCAAAUCUGAUCACUUGUCCGGUUAUUUCCCUUGUCAAACUGGGAAAACAGACAAGUCGGGGCAUCAGCUUGUUAUUAGUUAUACAUGUGUUUAAUACAAAGAUGCAAUUUUGAAUUUCACCGAUGGAAAUUUUAGCAAAUCAGUCACUGUAUCGAUGAUCUAAAUUAGCACAAGGCUGCAUGGCCAAAGCAAGCCAGAACUUGUCAGAGAAAUUGGGAUUUUGUCACUAAAUUAUAUAUUCAGACUGGUGGGUUAAAAUCUCAUUAAUAUAUGAACUUAUGAUAGAAGCUUGUUCCAGAAAGUCUUAAUUUUGAUGACUGUAAAUGUAUGCAAAACCUGUUGAGCUUUUCUUUAAGCUGAAGAAUAUAUUUCUCUGAACUGUUCUGCAUGCCAUGGGAGAUUUAAUUCUUUGUAUACUAUAUAUGUCAUGGUGUGGUGAUUGUUCUUAGCUCUAUCUAUUGCUAAAAGUUUCAACCUGUAUAUAAAUGUGUACAAGAUAUCUAUCAAAAUAAAUGAUAUUCAUAAAAAAAGUAAAAAUGAAAAUAUAUGUAUAACCUGUAUAAAAGUUGUGAUAAAAUAUCCAGUACUAUCAAUUGCUAUUCCUCAUUUACAGUUGAUAAGUUAUUUAAAGUAAAAUGCACUUAAAUUAUAUUUUAAAUCUAAAUCGUUUGUGCUGUUGUUGUUUUUCAUCUCAAUCUGCUUGUUGUACAUUAUUUAUGGUUAUGCUGUUUUUUUCCGUAUUCUGACCAAUGUUAACAAUACGAUAGUUCAUUUGAUGAAAUAAUUAUUUAUAGCAAUGUCAAAGCAGUAAUGGCAGGAAUGAUUCUUUUUCUUCUUAAAAUGAUAUAUCUGUAUUAAUAGAACUAAACAAUGUAUAUAUAUAUAUCAGAAAAUAUAGUGAAGACAGGCAGUAAUUUGUGCAUGUAUAUAUGAAUUUACAUGUG
Messenger RNA from Mya arenaria, 3153 nucleotides. Its product is annotated as protein zwilch homolog. The transcript is spliced from 6 exons. Gene Ontology annotation, biological process: mitotic spindle assembly checkpoint signaling; protein localization to kinetochore. The coding region runs from base 95 to 1969 and encodes 624 amino acids. The record is from RefSeq and is a predicted model, not a curated record. Lineage: Eukaryota; Metazoa; Mollusca; Bivalvia; Myida; Myidae. Gene Ontology annotation, cellular component: RZZ complex.